This is a messenger RNA of Racocetra persica, 484 nucleotides long. The record is from the annotation of a GenBank genome assembly. NCBI's taxonomy places the organism in Eukaryota, Fungi, Glomeromycota, Glomeromycetes, Diversisporales, Gigasporaceae.
AUGUUAAGUUUACCAAAGAAAAACUCAAGUCUUGAAAUUAUUUUUGAUGAUGAUACUUGUGUAAUGCAUGGAUUACCCGAAGAAUCCGAUGGUUGUAAAUUAAAAGGAAAAGUAAUAUUGGUUAAUAAUAAACGAUUAAAAAUUAAAAGUUUUAGUUUUACUUUUAUCGGAAAAACAAAUGUUAAUUGUGGUCCUUUUAUUUCUUCUUCAAGACCUGAAUUCGAUCUCCCUGGUCAUUUACCCGCUUCCUUUAAGGGAACACGAGGAAAAAUUGAAUAUUGGUGUUAUGUAACCAUAGCACGUCCAAUGUUUCAUGCUGAUAUUUCAAUAAAAAAACCUGUCAUCAUUCAACGUUCUUUAGUACCUAAUGAUAUAUUAACAUCUCCAACUGCUUUACAAGGUCAUUUAACAACUUUCACCGAAGGUAUAUUAGAUGAUAAAGUUCAAUACUCUAUUAAUGCUCCAAUAAUGGCUUUUAGGGAAG